AUGGACGCAAUUAAGCAGACCUUUGCCAAGUGCAAGCAGGAGAAGCGCGCUGCUCUUGUGGCCUACAUUACCGCGGGAUAUCCCACCGUUGAUGAAGCUGUUGACAUCAUCCUCGGCCUCGAGAAUGGUGGAGCCGAUAUCAUCGAACUCGGUAUUCCCUUCACAGACCCCAUCGCCGACGGCCCCACCAUCCAGACUGCCAACACUAAGGCUCUUGAGAAUGGUGUUACUCUCACUAUGGUACUGGAGUUUGUUCGCACAGCCCGCCGCCGUGGCUUGAAGGCUCCCGUCAUGCUAAUGGGUUAUUUCAACCCUGUCCUUCACUACGGAGAAGAGCGUAUGCUUAAAGAUUGCAAGGAGGCUGGUGUGAACGGUUUCAUCAUGGUUGACCUGCCCCCAGAGGAGGCUGUCCGCUUCCGCGACCUCUGUGCCGAGAACAGCCUUUCAUACGUUCCCCUUAUUGCCCCUUCUACAUCCGACGAGCGUAUGCGUCUUCUCUGCAAGAUUGCCGACUCCUUCAUCUACGUCGUGUCCCGUAUGGGUGUCACUGGUGCCACCGGCAAGCUGAGCGACAAAAUUCCCCAGCUCCUGGCUCGAGUUCACGAAUACUCCGGUAACGUCCCUGCUGCAUUGGGAUUCGGUGUCAGCACCCGUGAGCACUUCCUGUCCCUCCAAGGCUUAGCCGAGGGCGUCGUUAUCGGCAGUCAGAUCAUCACCGUCGUUGGCCAGGCCCCUAAAGGCCAGGCCGCCAAGGCUGCCGAAGAGUACUUGUCCAGCGUUACUGGACGCAAGCGCGAACGUGAUGCUGCGGGCGCCUGGACUCGCGAAAUCAACACCAUCGAGGCCGUUGAGAAGGCCAUGGAAGAGGCCCAGCAGCAGCCUUCCCAUGACGCCCAGCCCACCAGGGUCAUCACUGAUGAUGACGUUCCUGCUGGACCUGGUCUUGCUGACCAGCUUGAAGCACUGAACGUGACCAAGGACCAAUUUGCCCUGCCAUCCCGCUUCGGUGCGUUCGGUGGACAAUAUGUCCCCGAGUCCCUCAUGGACUGCCUGGCGGAGCUUGAGCGCGGAUUCGAUACCGCCAACAAAGACCCCAAGUUCUGGGAGGAAUUCCGUUCUUACUAUCCCUACAUGGGCCGCCCCAGCAGCCUUCACCUGGCUCAACGUUUGACUGAACACGUUGGCGGUGCUAACAUCUGGUUGAAGCGUGAGGAUCUUAACCACACCGGAAGUCAUAAGAUUAACAACGCUCUUGGCCAAAUUCUGAUUGCCCGUCGCUUGGGCAAGACCCGCAUUAUUGCUGAGACUGGUGCUGGACAGCACGGUGUCGCCACCGCUACCGUUUGUGCCAAGUUUGGCAUGGCUUGUACCGUUUUUAUGGGCGCCGAGGAUGUUCGUCGCCAAGGCCUCAACGUCUUCCGCAUGAAGCUUCUUGGUGCCGAAGUCGUUGCAGUCGAGGCUGGUAGCCGUACUCUGCGUGAUGCAGUCAACGAGGCUCUCCGCGCCUGGGUUGUGGAGUUGGACACCACUCACUACAUUAUUGGUUCCGCCAUUGGUCCCCACCCCUUCCCUACCAUCGUCCGUACCUUCCAGUCCGUUAUCGGUGAUGAAACCAAGGAGCAGAUGCAGGCCCAAAUUGGCAAGCUCCCCGAUGCCGUUGUCGCCUGUGUUGGUGGCGGCAGCAACGCUGUCGGCAUGUUCUACCCCUUCUCAAACGAUCCUAGCGUCAAGCUUCUCGGCGUUGAGGCUGGUGGUGAUGGUAUCGACACCAACCGCCACUCCGCCACUCUGUCCGGUGGCUCCCACGGUGUUCUCCACGGUGUGCGCACAUACGUCCUGCAGAAUGAGCAUGGCCAGAUCUCGGAGACCCACUCCAUCUCAGCUGGUCUUGAUUACCCCGGUGUCGGACCUGAGCUUGCCAACUGGAAGGACAUGAACCGUGCCACAUUCAUUGCCGCCGACGACAGCCAGGCACUUGCUGGAUUCCGUGCUCUUGCUCAGCACGAGGGUAUCAUUCCUGCUCUGGAGUCUUCCCACGCUGUCUGGGGUGUCAUGGAGCUCGCCAAGACCAUGAAGAAGGGCCAGAACGUCGUUUUGAACGUUAGUGGUCGUGGUGACAAGGAUGUCCAGCAAGUUGCUGACGAACUUCCCCGUAUUGGCCCCAAGAUCGGUUGGGAUCUGCGCUUCUAA
Molecule: messenger RNA, 2190 nt
Organism: Penicillium soppii
Lineage: Eukaryota; Fungi; Ascomycota; Eurotiomycetes; Eurotiales; Aspergillaceae
Gene: trpB
Product: tryptophan synthase TRP5
Exons: 3
Coding region: 1-2190 (729 amino acids)
Biological process (GO): L-tryptophan biosynthetic process
Cellular component (GO): cytoplasm
Molecular function (GO): tryptophan synthase activity
Source: RefSeq, a predicted model, not a curated record